AUGGUUCCGCAAUCUCCAUUCUUGAUGCAUGGAACAGUACGCGAAAAUCUAGACCCAUUUAACGAGUAUUCGAGUGCAGAAAUCGUCAAAGCUUUUGAAGCAGUGUUUGGCACUUCUCAGACAAGAAGCCGACAGACAACACGAGAUGAAGUUGUGUCGGGAAAAGGUGCUAGUAAAGACGGAAAUGCUGGCGAAGCAAGGGAAUGGCCAACACCACAAAACCUAGCGGUUGUGGACGAUUCACAAGUAGUUCUACAAAUCGACCAACAUCAAGCAGAUCGGACAACUACUCCUAUAUCUAAGAGACAACUAGUACCAACGAGAAUAGUAGAGCAAACCGAAGAACCACAACAAGAACUGCCAGUACCCUCACUCCAUGACAGUGACGCCUCUGAGUCUGAAGAUUUACAGAGAAAUACUAGUCAAUGUCAAAAGAGUUCUGGUCAGACGCAGACAUCGCUUUCAAGACUAUCUUUAGAGACUAAAGUCGAGGCUCAUGGUGCGAACCUGAGUGCUGGGGAAGGACAACUCCUAGCGUUUGCGAGGAUGGCUCUGAGGAAGAAUGAAGCGCAGAUUAUUUUGCUUGACGAACCAAGCUCAAAUUUGGAUGCUGCGACAGAUAGGCGGAUAACGCAGAUCCUGCACACAAUUUUGAAAGAUCGGACGGUGUUUUUGAUAUUAUGGAUCCUCGUAUUAAAUGUUCAAUCGGGUCUAUUCACUUCCACUAAUGCCCACGCUUUAAAGCUGUGGACCUUUUAAUGUUCUUUCUGGAACACGACGAUCCAAUUUUACGUCUGCCUUAAGUAGAACCCUUCUUCCUACGUACUGGUACUUCUUGGCCGCUUUCUCCAAACCUUCUAAUUAUCGCUCACCGCCUGAAGACACUGAUGGAUUGUGACAAAAUCCUAGUGAUGGACGCUGGAAGAGUAGAGGAGUUUGCGUCACCUGCGGAACUGUUAAAGAAUCCUGACAGCUUUUUCACCAGAAACAUGGCUUCGGUGGGAGUGGAGCGGGGCGUGACUGAUGUGAGCGGUGUAGCAGGUAGUCGUGAUGGGGGAGAUAGAAACGUGGAAGGAGACAGAGAUGAAGAUGCUGAGAAGAAAAAGGAGGAAUAGGAAAACUAUAAGUUGUAUCCUCUUUCUUAUUCUAGAAUGUGUCAGGCUAUCGCUAUCAGGUGCAGAAGAACUACAGCCAAAUGACAAUCAGAGUCAGGCUAUCGCUAUCGGGUGCAGAAGAACUACAGCCAAAUGACACUCAUUGAAAGACCUCCUUAUGUAGAUUUGUUGCAACAUCCCUAUAGAUGUGCAAACUGAUGUAAAGGUAAAUCGGCAAAUAGUACGCAUUUUGUAGGAAAUUGUAGGGUAGACGAUUGUUUAGUGCUGGUAUACGCACCACGCAUUGAACGACCUCCUUAGUUUGAAUAAUGUCAGUGGCGUGCAUCAUUUUUUUAAAAGGACCUGACUCAGAAUCAGAUUCAGAGGAGGCGAAAGUCGAGUCCUUUCCGCCGGAAGAUGCAGCGCACUUAUUGAAGACGCAGAUUUGAGACCAGAUAGGAGUCCACCGGAUGAAAAAGAAAGAAGAGAAAACAAGGAUCACAAUCUGCCAAAAACAAAACCCGGAAAAUACCGGCAGCAACAUGCUGCAAGAAGGAACG
Molecule: messenger RNA, 1654 nt
Organism: Amoebophrya sp. A25
Lineage: Eukaryota; Dinophyceae; Syndiniales; Amoebophryaceae
Source: the annotation of a GenBank genome assembly